AUGCCUGGUGGCCGCGAUAGGGUGCCGGGAACCCCAGAUCCUGGCAACUUUCCAUGGAGUCCCAACUUGGCGUUGAACUGCCUCGCCAUUACCUUAUACGCCAUCCUACUCUUGUCGUUGGCUGCUGGCUCAGCGUGGCUACCGUACCGUCUCAUAUACGGAGAUCCGUUUGCAUUUCGUCAACAGCAAGCAUAUUACAACGAACCGUUCCUCGAUGGGACUGUCUCAUACAGCGCCCCGACCGACCUCGUCUCAGAGCCCCUGCCCCUCUUUGACGAUUUGUCCGCCAUGCACCGUGGCAUGAUCUCUCUUUCGAGCUUUCGGGCUUUCGGCUCUGGCAAUGCCUGGGUCGCCCAGGGCGAUCAGGAUCCCACGCACAACAUCACCUCGAUCUUCCAAAAUGUUCUACCGCUUGGAGACUUCUGGGACACCAAGACGUACGAGUUCUCGAGCUCCCCUGGAUUUAAAGGAUCUACGGUGGUUCUAGAUCCCGACAUCUUGAUUGUUCCGAAGAACCGUGGCGAGACCACGCUGAUCGACCUCGUUCACCUGCACGGCUCUAGCCGUCUAGACAAGCUUUCCUGUGAAGCUGAUCUGGACAGCUCAAAUGACAGCCGCGAGUACUGCGCCGAUGACAAUUCACUGCGUGUGACAUACAACCCACACAUCCAUCUAACCCCCAUUAAGUCAUUGAGAGACAUCAAAGAAACGAAGAAAGAAGCCUUCUCAGACGGCCCGGGAGUCCAGAUGCAGCAGCGCAUGCAGAAGACAAGAUUGCUAGCUCAGCUGGAAGUCACGCGCGAUCAACUCGACAUGCUCCAGCAUCUAUUAGCCCACGCCUCGAUCAAGAAUCUCAAGCACAUUAAGGAUACCAAAAGUGGAUUCCAUUUAUGGAAGUCUCUCGGCCGCGUGUCUUUAAAGUUUCGUCGCGGGGUGCCCUUUUAUCACGCUGUCCAGAAUGCUGAGGGUGCCGUUGACCUUGAUCCCUGGCGGAGGCAGGUGAAUCACCUUUCAAAGGGGAUCUCUGCGAGGGUUGACGAUCUAGAGAGGGUGAUCAAAUGCGAAAACGACAUCGGCAUGCAGAUUGAGGCACUUGUGGAAGCCCAUGCGCAUCCCUAUGAAACUGUCGUUUGGAGGGGAGAGCAAUACGUUUGGUCGAAGCAGCAAGAUGGAUGGAUCACAUAUCGUGAGACCAAGUCUCAGGAUAGCGCGGAGCCAAUGUACGGCUGGGCAACGGAUGCACGGGCUCAACCGGCCCAUGGGCUGCGCGCGUGUCGUUCACUUCUGGAUGUCGGACAAAUGCACGGCACUGCAGACGGAAAACUCCCCAUGUCGGACAAGAAGAAAGACAAAGAGACCCGCGCAUUGCGUGCAGUCCGGCAGUACGUGCCCGGAGCGAAGUACCUAGCCGCGAGAUACCGCUUUGACGCGGAGGCUGCGCGGAAGCAGCAGGAACAGAUCUGGGCCGAAAAAGGCUUGUGGCGCAUGGAGUCUUGGAUGGCGCGGGAAUGGGCAACUGGGGAGUAG
Molecule: messenger RNA, 1527 nt
Organism: Emericellopsis cladophorae
Lineage: Eukaryota; Fungi; Ascomycota; Sordariomycetes; Hypocreales; Bionectriaceae
Exons: 2
Coding region: 1-1527 (508 amino acids)
Source: RefSeq, a predicted model, not a curated record